AUGUCUCGCCAAUCGAGUGUGUCCUUCCGGAGCGGAGGCAGUCGUGCCUUCAGCACUGCCUCGGCCGUCACCCCGUCUGUCUCCCGCAUCAGCUUUAGCUCCGUAUCCCGGUCUGGGGGUGGUGGUGGUGGCGGCUUUGGCAGGGUCAGCCUUGGUGGGGCUGGUGGAGCAGGUGGCUACGGCACCCGGAGCCUCUACAACCUGGGGGGCUCCAAGAGGAUCUCCAUCAGCGCUAGCGGCGGCGGCUUGAGGAACCGAUUUGGUGCAGGUGCUGGAGGCGGCUAUGGCUUCGGAGGUGGAGCCGGGAGUGGAUUUGGUUUUGGCGGUGGAGCUGGUGGUGGCUUUGGGCUCGGUGGUGGAGCUGGCUUUGGAGGGGGCUUUGGUGGCCCUGGCUUCCCCGUUUGCCCUCCUGGAGGCAUCCAAGAGGUCACGGUCAACCAGAACCUUCUGACUCCCCUCAACCUGCAAAUCGACCCCACCAUCCAGCGGGUGAGGACCGAGGAGCGGGAGCAGAUCAAGACCCUCAACAACAAGUUCGCCUCCUUCAUUGACAAGGUACGGUUCCUGGAGCAGCAGAACAAGGUCCUGGACACCAAGUGGACCCUGCUCCAAGAGCAGGGCAACAAGACCGUGAGGCAGAACCUGGAACCCUUGUUCGAGCAGUACAUCAACAACCUCCGCAGGCAGCUGGACAGCGUCCUUGGGGAGAGAGGCCGCCUGGAUUCGGAGCUAAGGAACAUGCAGGACCUGGUGGAGGACUACAAGAACAAGUAUGAAGAUGAAAUCAACAAGCGUACCACUGCUGAGAACGAGUUUGUGAUGCUGAAGAAGGAUGUGGAUGCCGCCUACAUGAACAAGGUGGAGCUAGAGGCCAAGGUCGAUGCACUGAUGGAUGAGAUCAACUUCCUGAAGCUCUUCUUUGAGGCGGAGCUGGCCCAGAUGCAGACUCAUGUCUCGGACACGUCCGUGGUGCUGUCCAUGGACAACAACCGCAGCCUGGACCUGGACAGCAUCAUCGCCGAGGUCAAGGCCCAGUACGAGGACAUUGCCAACCGCAGCCGGACAGAAGCCGAGUCCUGGUACCAGACCAAGUACGAAGAGCUGCAGCAGACAGCUGGCCGGCAUGGUGACGACCUCCGCAACACCAAGCAUGAAAUAUCCGAGAUGAACCGGAUGAUCCAGAGGCUCAGAGCCGAGAUCGACAAUGUCAAGAAGCAGUGUGCCAACCUGCAGAGCGCCAUCGCUGAUGCUGAGCAGCGUGGGGAGCUGGCCCUCAAGGAUGCCAGAAACAAACUGGCAGAGCUGGAGGAUGCCCUGCAGAAGGCCAAGCAGGACAUGGCGCGGCUGCUGCGUGAGUACCAGGAGCUGAUGAACACCAAGCUGGCCUUGGACGUUGAGAUCGCCACCUACAGGAAGCUGCUGGAGGGCGAGGAGUGCAGACUGAGUGGAGAAGGAGUUGGACCAGUCAAUAUCUCUGUUGUCACAAACAACGUCUCCUCUUCCUACGGCGGUGGCAGUGGCUUUGGGGGUGGCUUUGGUGGAGGUCUUGGCGGAGGUCUUGGCGGAGGCCUUGGCGGAGGUCUUGGUGGAGGUCUUAGCAGCAGUCUUGGUGGAGGUGGAGGCGGGAGCUACUAUUCCAGCAGCAGUGGUGUCGGCCUAGGCGGUGGACUUGGCGCCGGAGGCUCUGGCUUCAGUACAAGCAGUGGCCGAAGCCUGGGAGUGGGCUUUGGCGGUGGCGGCGGCAGCAGCUCCAGCGUCAAAUUUGUCUCCACUACUUCUUCCACCCGAAAGAGCUUCAAGAGUUAA
Molecule: messenger RNA, 1806 nt
Organism: Loxodonta africana (African savanna elephant)
Lineage: Eukaryota; Metazoa; Chordata; Mammalia; Proboscidea; Elephantidae
Gene: KRT5
Product: keratin 5
Exons: 9
Coding region: 1-1806 (601 amino acids)
Biological process (GO): intermediate filament organization; keratinization
Cellular component (GO): keratin filament
Molecular function (GO): structural constituent of skin epidermis
Source: RefSeq, a predicted model, not a curated record